This is a messenger RNA of Mytilinidion resinicola, 2049 nucleotides long. RefSeq names its product M6 metalloprotease. Bases 1 to 1851 code for a protein of 616 amino acids. NCBI's taxonomy places the organism in Eukaryota, Fungi, Ascomycota, Dothideomycetes, Mytilinidiales, Mytilinidiaceae. The transcript has 7 exons. Gene Ontology annotation, biological process: proteolysis. The record is from RefSeq and is a predicted model, not a curated record. Gene Ontology annotation, molecular function: peptidase activity.
AUGGCCCCUCGCCAUUCUGAUGCACCAUGCUUCGUCCCUCCUCAUCCCGACCUCCUCGCACGUACAAGAACUGCGGCCUUGAAGGUGCAAGGGACUGCAAACGAACGAUCCUUCAAAGCAACUGCCCAUGACCUCAUCGGAGGAGAGCGAAGGUUGCCGGGUAUGAAUGACGGCACAAUCUUUCCCCAGUCUCACUUCGCACAACGCACCUCUAUCAUGGCAAUGAGUAACGCUGCGCUUGAGAGAACCCCUUUGAGUGGCGCCCUUAAGGUUGCAAUUGUUCUCGUCGAAUUCCAAGACGUGAAAAUGGCGGCCGACGCGAAGGAACGCUUUCAGGACCUUUUUUUCUCCACCGGAAAGAUUGCGACUGGCUCUGUUAGCGAAUACUACUCAGAAGUCUCCAACAAGAAGAUCUCACUUACUGGUGAGGUUGUUGGACCAUUCACACUCAGCAAGGACUUGGCUUAUUAUGCCAACAAUAAUUACGGCCGUGGCUGGCCUGAGCCGAAUUCCAUGUCUAUGGCGAACGAAGCACUGGACAAAGCCACUGGACUCAUCGACUUCGCACCAUAUGACAACGACGGCAAUGGCUAUGUCGAUGCCUUCGUGGUCAUUCAUGCGGGUAGAGGUGCCGAAGAAACGGGAAACCUGAACGACAUUUGGAGCAUCAAAUGGACUCUGCCAGCAGAGCGAGAAGUUAACGGUGUGAAGAUUUAUGGAUUCUUGACCGUACCAGAAGAUGCCAAGUGUGGUGUAUGCGCACAUGAAUUGGGGCAUUUACUGUUCGGCUGGCCUGACCUCUAUGACACCGACUAUAGCUCUGCCGGUAUCGGAAAUUGGUGCCUUAUGUCAUUCGGUUCCUGGGGAGGAAGCGGGGACCGACCUGUACACCCUUCAGCAUGGUGCAAGCAAACGCAAGACUGGAUUGGCACCGUCACGGAGACGGAGAACCACCAGAUUACCCUUCAAGAUGUCAAGUCUGGCCUGAAGACCCAUCGACUCUGGACCAAUGGCGACUCAAAUAGCCAGGAGUACUAUCUGAUUGAGAAUAGGCAGCUUACAGGCUUUGACGAGUCCUUACCUGGUGCCGGUCUACUCGUCUGGCACAUUGACGAUUCAGUGUCGUCCAACACAGACGAGAACCAUCCCAAAGUCAAGAUCAUGCAAGCCGACGGACUCGAUCAACUCAAGGCCAACCUCGGCCGUGGAGAUGCUGGCGAUGUUUUUCCUGGUCUUGCCAACAAUUCCACCUUCAACGCCACAUCUAAUCCGGAUAGCAAGGCGUAUGCUGGAAAUGAUACGUAUGUCUCCGUGACAGGCAUCCCUCCACCAGCUGCUUCCAUAACAUUCAACAUCACCGUCAAGCCCAUUAACCAACCUCCUACGGGUGACUUCGACCCAAAGAAAUGGUACCGACUCAAAAAUACAUUCCAGCCUCAGACCGACUCCCUCGACGUCAUCAACGACAACGGCCCCAACAGUACCGGCCUCCUUCAAAUGGCUCGCGACGGAAAUUUCACUGGCCAGUACUGGCAGAUCAAGUCCAACGGCGACGGGACCUACGCCCUUCGCACCCUCUUCCUCGGCCCCGAUCGCCAGCUCGACGUCUAUAGUAACGACAAGCUGACGCCAGUGCUUGAUAAAGCAGGCUUCUUUUCGGGCCAGUUCUGGACUAUCAAGCCCUGGGGCGAUGGCACGUGGCACCUGGAGAACGCGUAUGACGGACAGUUCUUGUAUUUGGAUACUAUGGAGGGUGGCCCGAAGGUUGCCAUGAAUCAGGCAAAUACUGGGAGGCCGACGCAGAGGUGGACGAUUACGCCGAUUCGGGACAUUACUGAAAGUGGUUUCUGAUUGGGAUUGAGAUGACUGAAACUCCCAACCGGCUUCAGGACGCUUUGCGCGUUAUGUAUCGUUCGAGGUUAUGACGGGAAGCGAGUACACUGGGAAUUUUUGAGGUAGCGGGGGCGUACAGCACUCCAUUCUGGAGCGUUCAAGUUGGUAAAGGUUUUAGUCCCAGAUAGUCGAGUCCCCUAAAAUUGAUUUGUUAGG